UAUCACCAUCCUUCACCUUCCCUCCUCUCCACCUCCGCUGCCAUGGAGCUCCAGCAGGCUGAAUCACAACAGCGUCUGCAGAAAGGGCUGAGCAGGUAGAUGUGUAUGCGGCGCUCCGUUGGGCCAGUAUGGAGUUUGUGUGUCUGAGAAGGUGGGCAUCGGGCUCUGCUGUCGUCUUCCUUCACACACUGGCCUUAUCCUGGUCAGGUGCAAUUGAGCCAACCCCCAAAAUCGACGGACGGCACCAGGCGGCUCUGACACUGCAGGAAAACAUGACGCACUGGUUCAAUUGCCAAUCAGACGGCUGGGAUCCUCGUGCCCCUCCCUUGCUAACGUGGUACCUGAAUGGGGAGCAGCAGAGAGGGCCACCGCCAAAACGUCGGCACCGAGUGAUGACGGCGCAGAAAGAUUCUGACGUCAUGAGACCGGGGACCGAUCACAACAGCACCUUCUCUCUGCGGGCCAGGAAGUGGGACAGGGAGCUGGUAUGUGUCGCAUCCAACCCCAGGACAGGAGAGAGCCACAACGCCACGGUCACACUCAACGUCCAGUUUCAGCCAGAGAUCCUGAAGCUGAACGCCCACUACAGUCACACCUCAGACCCUGGCCUCUCCCUGGUCCUCGUUGCCUUGGUGCGGUCCAACCCACCUGCCACCAUCACGUUUGUGGACCAGUCUGGCCAGCAGGUAGCCAACACUUCGGACUUCCUCAUCGUGGACUCGCAAAGCUACCCCUGGCUGACCAAUCACACGCUAAAGGUCUCGCUCGGGAGCCUAUCAGGGAAUAUCUCACUGAACGUCAGCAACAGUGUGGGAACGGUGCAGAGCAACCUCACACUGGCAGAGUUCCUGCAGUCUCGUGUGGAAGUACCCAUGCUGGGAAUAGUGACUGGUGGAGCCAUGGCCUUCAUGGCCCUCCUCAUCCUCAGUCUGAUCGUUCUCUGCCUCAUGCAAAAAAACAAAAGCAAGUCCUUCGACGAGCCGGUGGAGAUUCUGAUGACCAAGAAAAGCGAAUCAGCCAAUCUGAAGACGGAGAAAACUGACAAGACAUACAUCCCCAGAGAGAACAUGUCCCUGCCUUCCAACAUGCAGCUCCACGACCUCAACACUUUGAGAAAAGCCCGAGAGGCCGCCCAGCAGAACAGUGUGGGAGAGAAGAAGAAAGAGGAAGAGGAGGAGGAAGAUCUGUCUUUAGCCUACGCCGCCAGAGGUUUUGCCAGAUAUCCGAUGGUGGGCUACAUCUAUAAGGUGAACAGCACAAGCAGUGAGGAGAUCUGGCUCUGACUGACCUCCACACACACACACACACACUCUCUACAUGCAUGUAUAGCUACUUCUAAUGGUGCAGCUGUCCAAGAGGAAACCCAGAGCAACUGCCAUUCAAACCAAUCAUCCAGUCACCUUCACACUGGACCCGGACAAUCAGAGACUAUCUGGACACACACACAGUCUGUUUCUCAAGUUCACCCAUGAGCUUGAAUCCCUCGUUCACAAAACAAAACUGUGGCUGUUUCUGUCUAUCUGAACCUAGUGCCCUGAUCCAUGUGUUGAAGAAUGAACACAUAUCAUAAAAAAAUGCGCAUAAUCUGUAUGUUUCUACAUGAUUCCCUCCUGUAAGCACACAAUGUCCUCCUCCCUGUUAGAAUGCAUUAAUUGUCCUAUGCUAACACCAGAAUGUCGGAGUUAAUGUACUGUACGUGAGAAUUCUGACCAAUAAUAUCCAAAUAAGAUGGUACAUAUUUAUGGAGUAUGUAUUUGUAUAUGGACAUGUAACAUGUCAUGUACUGUAUAUUUGUAUGCAUAUGUAUAUGUGUAUAAAAGAGGACAUCUAAUAAAGUUAAUGAAAUUG
Centropristis striata (black sea bass) is the source of this 1848-nucleotide messenger RNA. Its product is annotated as transmembrane protein 25. The coding region runs from base 129 to 1283 and encodes 384 amino acids. NCBI's taxonomy places the organism in Eukaryota, Metazoa, Chordata, Actinopteri, Perciformes, Serranidae. The transcript is spliced from 9 exons. Gene Ontology annotation, biological process: negative regulation of excitatory postsynaptic potential. The record is from RefSeq and is a predicted model, not a curated record.